This is a messenger RNA of Cladocopium goreaui, 468 nucleotides long. NCBI's taxonomy places the organism in Eukaryota, Dinophyceae, Suessiales, Symbiodiniaceae. The record is from the annotation of a GenBank genome assembly.
GAUUUGAUGCGAACUAUUCAUUCUAUGCUGCCUCUGGAAAGAAUUAUUUGGGCCAACCAAGAGACGCCUACUGGGAAAGCCUUCUGUUGGGAAGCUACAAGUCAAUGUGCCUACAACUUUGCGACUUCAGAUCGCCUCAUUGCUUUGCUGAAGCACAUGAAGGCCGAGUGGUUCUAUCCCGGAGAAAAAGAAGAAGAGGGGCGCAUUCACUAUGGGAUUCGCCCAGAUUAUCUCAACGAUGUGAUCGAAGGCGUUUUCUGUUGGAUGCUUCCAAGAGCCGGGCCUUCUGUGCAGAAUGUGGAGCAUUGGCAAAAACACCUCUUAUUCCAUGACUUCAAAAUGACUGCACAGGAGAUCAAGCAACUGGUUCGAGCAGCUGUGAUCGUGACUUUGUUUCGAUGGCAAUGGAUCACUUGUUGGAUUGAAGUGAACAAAUCUGUCCGAGAUGAUGCGCAGGAUGCGCUGUAG